This is a messenger RNA of Diabrotica balteata, 2766 nucleotides long. NCBI's taxonomy places the organism in Eukaryota, Metazoa, Arthropoda, Insecta, Coleoptera, Chrysomelidae. The record is from the annotation of a GenBank genome assembly.
AAAGUGGUUUUGUUCGUGAAUUAAAUUAGAUGAUAAUGAUUCCAUUUACGUUUGCGAUAAUUUUUUUUAUUUCAUUAAUAUGUUUUUUGAUAUUUGCAUAUAUCAGACAGAGAGCACUAAAAGACUUUCCUGGUCCAGAACCUAAUUUAUUUUUUGGAAAUGUUUAUAUGAUAAUGUUUAAGCCGUUAUACGAUUACAUGGAUAUGUUGAUGGAAUUACAUGACAUGUACGGGCCGGUUCUAAGAGUUCACGAUGGACCUCUUAGUACCGCUCUUUUCAUUAAAGACGUUAAAUUGAUCGAACACAUAUUAAGUUCAACAAAGCUAAUAAACAAAUCGAGGCAAUAUCAGUGGCUACAUAAAUGGUUAUCAACAGGAUUAUUAACAAGUACAGGUACAAAAUGGAAACAACGCAGAAAAAUUCUAACUCCAGCUUUCCAUUUUUCAAUACUAGAAAACUUUGUACAUGUUUUCGAAACCAAUGGAAAUGUUUUUAUUGAUCUUUUAAAAAAGGAAGUAGACAAACCAAGCGUAGAUAUUACCUCUUUUGUUGCAUUGUGCACUUUAGAUAUUAUUUGUGAGGCUGCAAUGGGCAUUAAGCUAAAUUCUCAAGUUACAAAAACCUCUAAAUAUGUAAGAAGCGUUAAAGAAGUAUGCAAAAUUUUUGGAAUGAGGCAAUAUAGUAUCAUUCAUCCUUCUUUAUAUCCACUAACAUUAAAUUAUUAUGUCGAAAAAAAGGCAAUUAAGAUACUUCAUGCUCACACAGAUAAUAUUAUAGAACAAAGAAUUACGGAAAGAAAUAAAUGUGUUAAAGACAAAGAUAGUGUCGAUGAGUUUAACCAGAAAAAAAGGUUAGCGUUUUUGGAUUUAUUAUUAGAAAGUACAAUAGAUGGAAAGGCUCUGACUCGAUUGGAUAUAAGGGAAGAAGUAGACACUUUUAUGUUUGAGGGUCAUGACACGACAUCAUCUGCUAUUAGUUUUGCUCUUCAUUCAUUGGCAAAUAAUCCAGAAGUUCAGCAACAGGCGUAUGAGGAACAGAAAUACCUUUUUCCUGAUUUAAAAACAGCUAAACCAACUGUUGCACAUUUAAAUGAUAUGAAAUAUUUAGAGUUGGUAAUCAAGGAAACUCUAAGAUUGUACCCUUCUGUGCCGUAUAUAGGACGAGAAUUAACUGAAGAUGUAGAGUACGAUGGAAAAGUAUUACCAAAGGGACUUACUGUAAUAUUAUUUACGUUCGCAGUUCAUCGGGAUCCAGAAUACUUUCCAGAUCCAUUAAAAUUUGAUCCUGGGAGAUUCGAGGAUACACGUGGAACUAACCCUUAUAUCUAUACUCCAUUUAGUGCAGGACCUAGAAAUUGCAUUGAAUACAUGGAUAUAAUGAUGGAAUUACAUGACAUGUACGGUCCGAUAAUAAGAAUUCACGAUGGACCUCUAAGUACCGCUCUUUUCAUUAAAGACGUUAAAUUGAUCGAACACAUAUUAAGUUCAACAAAGCUAAUAAACAAAGCAAAGCAAUAUAAGUUGCUGCAUAAAUGGUUAUCAACGGGAUUAUUAACAAGUACAGGUACAAAAUGGAAACAACGCAGAAAGAUUUUAACUCCAGCUUUCCAUUUUUCAAUACUUGAAAAUUUUGUACAUGUUUUCGAAACCAAUGGAAAUGUUUUUAUUGAUCUUUUAAAAAAGGAAGUAGACAAACCAAGCGUAGAUAUUACCCCGUUUGUUGCUUUAUGCACUUUAGAUAUUAUUUGUGAGGCUGCAAUGGGCAUCAAGCUGAAUUCUCAAGUUACAAAAACCUCUGAGUAUGUAAGAAGCGUUAAAGAAGUAUGCAAAAUUUUCGGAAUAAGGCAAUAUAGUAUCAUUCAUCCAUUUUUAUAUCCACUAACGUUAAACUAUUUUGUUGAAAAAAGAGCAAUAAAGAUAAUUCAUGCUCACACAGAUAGUAUUAUAGAACAAAGAAUUAGAGAACGUACUAAAAAUGGUGUAUAUGAACUUAGUCAUAAAAAUGACGUCGAUGAGUUUAACCAGAAAAAAAAGUUAGCAUUUUUGGAUUUAUUAUUAGAAAGCACAAUAGAUGAAAAGCCUCUGACUCGAUUGGAUAUAAGAGAAGAAGUAGACACUUUUAUGUUUGAGGGUCAUGAUACGACAUCAUCUGCUAUUAGUUUUGCUUUGUAUUCACUGGCAAAUAAUCCAGAAAUUCAGCAAAAGGCGUACGAGGAGCAAAAAUCCCUUUUAGCUGAUUUAAAAACAGCAAAACCAACUGUAGCACAUUUAAACGAUAUGAGAUAUUUAGAGCUAGUAAUCAAGGAAACUCUAAGAUUGUACCCUUCUGUACCGUACAUAGGACGAGAAUUAUCUGAAGAUGUAGAGUACGAUGGAAAAGUAUUACCAAAGGGACUUAAUGUUGUAUUAUUUACCUUCGCAGUACAUCGGGAUCCAGAAUACUUUCCAGAUCCGUUAAAAUUUGAUCCUCAGAGAUUUGAAGAUACACGUGGAACGAACCCUUAUAUCUAUACUCCGUUCAGUGCAGGGCCCAGAAAUUGCAUAGGUCAAAAGUUUGCUAUACUAGAAAUGAAGAGUACGAUAUCAAAAGUGAUAAGAAACUUUGAGCUAUAUCCUUCAACGAGUCAAAACAAAUUGCAGUUAUCUCCAGAAACAAUCCUUGUGUCAAAGAAUGGAGUAUGUAUAUCUUUAAAAAAUAGGCCGUAGUCGUAUUAACUAGAAUGUAAACUUUUAAUGGUUUGAUGAAUAAAUAAAUUUAAAUUAAUUU